AUGACGUCCAAUAAAACAAGGCGAUGUUUUCGUAGUGCAAGCUCUCGGAAUCCUUUCCGGUCCGAGCACCGGCGGCAAAGCAGCGGCAAUUCAAUUCUUUUGUGUCAAAGCGGAAAAGUACUCGCUAAAGUACAUAGUCGUGGAGCUAUUGGACGCAUAGUGACCGUCGAUAUGCGGGCCAAGCGCGCUCGUGCUGACGCUCGUUUUAAAAAUAUUCUACUAUACUGGCUUUGGGUGGAAGGCUUCGUGAUAGCUGCGCUCAUCAUACAACUACCUGUCUUUAUAGCAGGU
Brenthis ino (lesser marbled fritillary) is the source of this 291-nucleotide messenger RNA. The record is from the annotation of a GenBank genome assembly. Lineage: Eukaryota; Metazoa; Arthropoda; Insecta; Lepidoptera; Nymphalidae.